Messenger RNA from Fusarium poae, 1056 nucleotides. RefSeq lists its product as uncharacterized. The record is from RefSeq and is a predicted model, not a curated record. The transcript is spliced from 5 exons. The coding region runs from base 1 to 1056 and encodes 351 amino acids. Gene Ontology annotation, cellular component: intracellular anatomical structure. Gene Ontology annotation, biological process: carbohydrate metabolic process; pentose-phosphate shunt, non-oxidative branch. NCBI's taxonomy places the organism in Eukaryota, Fungi, Ascomycota, Sordariomycetes, Hypocreales, Nectriaceae. Gene Ontology annotation, molecular function: transaldolase activity.
AUGAUUGGCAAUCAUCAGGAAGUUAAAGUCGACAUCGACUGUAUAGAUCCAGCGGAAGCAAAGAGGUUCCUACCUUUCAAGCCCUAUGAUCAGACCAGUAAUCAGCGCUUGGUCUAUGAGCAGAUGAUCUCUCCUGAGAACCGUGAGCUCUUCCUUGAGACAGUCGAACAAGGUAAAGACGAAGGAUGGGAAGUGAUUCUCAAUCGUAUGAGUGCACUUCUCUGCGCGAAGAACCUCGGCAAUAUUCAAGGACGUGUUUUACUUCAAGUCUCGGCUAAUCACGCUUAUGACACUGAGAAGGUUGUGGCUCAAGCUCGUUCUUAUGCCCAUGAAUUUGAAAAGCUUGGUGUUUCCAAGGAUCGCAUUUGUAUCAAGAUUCCGUGCACUGGACCUGCACUGAAUGCAAGCGCCGCCCUUCUCAAAGAAGGCAUCCGUACAUUGGGUACUUCUCUCUUCUCUGUCACUCAAGCUAUUGCGGCUAGCCAGGCCGGGGCCCUCUCUAUCAGUCCCUAUUACAACUUUCCCUGGUACCACGCCGACCGCAAGCAGUGGCCUAAUGUAGAGGACCCAGCUCUUGAUCAUCCAAUGUCGUCAAGAAUCGUGCAGAUUCAACAAGCAUACAAACAUCUUGGACAAGAGACUGGCAGAGUCCAGCCACUUCUAAAGCCCGCCAGCUUUAUAUCUCCCCGGGAGGUCAUGGCUAUGGUAGAGUUCGGAUGUGACCAUGUGACCGUUCCUGAAGAUAUCCUUCUACAGCUGUCACUUCUCGAUGCAGAGGAGAAUCCACCACCGGGUGAUGUCGCCCAACAGAGCGUCCAAGGCGUUUCGGAUCGGGUUGCACAUCUGGCAGAAACUGACCCCCUUGCUGGGGCACUUUGGAAUGGCAAACUUCCGUCUACCGAAGUAGAUUACUUGGCCGACAAUGGUGCGGCUUUGGAAGAAGCCAUCGCUGCCGAUCCUGUCACAAGGAGGGGACUCUCAGAAGCCCUUGAAGCGUUCAAGCAAAAUGAACUUCAGAGUCGCGCUGUGAUUGAAGAGGCCCUGAAGCAGUUCUGA